This is a messenger RNA of Oncorhynchus tshawytscha (Chinook salmon), 2112 nucleotides long. RefSeq names its product tripeptidyl-peptidase 2-like. The record is from RefSeq and is a predicted model, not a curated record. NCBI's taxonomy places the organism in Eukaryota, Metazoa, Chordata, Actinopteri, Salmoniformes, Salmonidae.
CGAAGGAGAAAGAGGGAGCGAAGGAGGAUGCGAAGGAGGGAGCGAAGGAGAAGGAUGUAAAGGAGGAGUUUGAAGAGGCUCUCAGAGACCUGAAGAUACAGUGGAUGACCAAGUUAGACACCAGCUCCCUGUAUGAUGACCUGAAGGAGAACUUCUCUUCCUACCUGCCACUACAUGUUCAGAGGCUGCACCAGCUCGACUCUGAGAAGGAGCGUCUGAAGCGCCUGGGUGACAUCGUAACGGCCUCUGACAUGGUUCUGUCUCAGAUCGACCAGACGGCCCUGGCAGUCUACCUCACCUUAAAGACCGACCCUCGCCCUGACGCUGCCACAAUCAAGAGUGACAUGGAGAAGCAGAAAUGUUCCCUGCUGGAUGCUCUGUGUAGGAAGGGCUGUGCCCUGGCCGACCUGGUACUGCUGCCUGCUCCACCCCAGGACGGGGCUGGGGGGCCGGAGACGGGGCAGAGACAGGGGCUGAAGAGGAGGAGGUGACCAGCUCUGACGACGCCCAACAGGGCAGGGCCAAAGCCUUGACAGACACCUUCUGGGAGCUGCAGAAGUGGGUGGAGCUAACGGACUCUAAGGUGUUGACGUUCUCCUACAAACAUGCACUAGUCAAUAAGAUGUACGGCAGAGCCCUGAAGUUUGCCUCCAAGAUCGUAGAAGAUAAACCCAGUAGAGAGAACUUGAAGAACUGCAUUCAGGUAAUGCGGUCCUUGGGCUGGAUGCACUGUGCCACUUUUACGGAGAACUGGCUGCCCAUCAUGUACCCUGCCGACUACACUCCCUUCUAGACUCUCUGUUACACACACACACACACACACACACACACACACACAGCAGUCAUGGAUUGACCUCACAAACAUAAACACACAUCUGAAAACAGUCAGCGUUUUUUUUUUUACCAAGUCUUGACUGAAUUCCUCGAAACAAUGUGGUCGCGUAGAGAAGAUUUCAACCCAGACACAUUUUCAAAGCUUCUUGUUAAAAAAAAAACCCUCCACUGUUGUUCAGUUGUAGAUAGAAAGAUGAAGUCCCAGAACGGAUCGUUUCAUCUUUAUCUGAUAUUUCUGUUCUGAAUGUUUCACCCUCCUGAAUGAACCCGGUCUGUAGAAAGGUACCGACACACUACACAUUAUAAACAGGCAAUAUAACACGUUAGUAUUCUCCCUGAUGGAGUUUUAAAUGUGUGUGUGCGCAUGUCUUUUAGAGAAAACAAAAGGGGGGGGUUUUGUGUUUGGAAGCUGAUCAUUUUGAGUCGAUGUCAAAUUGAACCCUGUAUUUUUACUUGAAUGUCAGUCCAUUAUUCCUUCGUGUGUGUGUGUGUGUGUGUGUGUGUGUGUGCGUGUGUGUGUGUGUGUGUGUGUCCUCUCUUUGGAAUCCCUGGAAAGAGCCUCCCUCAUUGUCAGGAUUCCACAGUGGUCCUGUCCUCGCUUUUGUUUCACCCCUCCUUUCCUCCCUCCUUUCCUCCCUCCUUUCCUCCCUCCUUCCUUUCCUCCCUCCUUCCCUCUUCCCUCCUUCCCUCCCCCUUCCUCUGUAUUGUAAAUUAAGCAUUUGAGGUUUUAGUUACGGUCUGAAGUUCAGGGUUCAUCUGUCUCAUUCUGUCUUCUCGUUGCCAACAACAGUCUCUCCUAAUGGCCUUAACUUAAUCAACCACGGGACCGUCAGCGCCGUCCAACUCUGACUCCAGAUCUAUCAGAACAACCUCCUCAUAUCUCUCUGGCUGUGGCCCAAACACCACCCUAUUCCCUAUAUAGUGCACUUCUUGUGACUAGAGCCCUGCGGGGGGUUUCAUACGGCUGUGAUUUGAAAGCAGUGCACUCUAUAGGGAAUAGGUUAACAUUUGGGAGGCAUCCUAUCGGUUCUCUCUGCUGGUGUCAAAAGACCUUUCGGAUAAUAUUAUGGGAUGUCUUUUAUUUAUAUUACAACUCAAAAACGUCAAUUAAACGACAAUAUUUUACGGAAUGUUAAGAUUUUAAAGGAAAUGUACUUUUUAGUAUUAUUUUAUAACCAUAUUCUUCCUGGGACGACAUGUGGAAAGUACCAACACGCAGUUUUGUUAUCACUGUAAUGGAAUUAUGUCACAAAUGAAUAAAAAGAUCUGGAAGAGUAA